Molecule: messenger RNA, 1998 nt
Organism: Aspergillus pseudotamarii
Lineage: Eukaryota; Fungi; Ascomycota; Eurotiomycetes; Eurotiales; Aspergillaceae
Product: putative C4-dicarboxylate transporter/malic acid transport protein
Exons: 6
Coding region: 465-1907 (480 amino acids)
Biological process (GO): malate transmembrane transport
Cellular component (GO): membrane
Molecular function (GO): malate transmembrane transporter activity
Source: RefSeq, a predicted model, not a curated record
AGCAUUUCAAUCCAUCUGUGCUUUCCUUUUUCAUUUACGGAGUAGAGCCGCUGAGCCCAACGAUCAGCAUGCCUAUAUGGCUAGAACCCUAAUACUCCUAACUACGAACUAUAUUCAAUCUAUUAUUAUACUUAACGCAUGAACAAGCAGUUAUUGUCGUCCAACUAACCGUACAAAGCUUGCAGUUGUUGAGCUGGAUUGUUUAUUCUUUAUUUAUUCAUUGCGUAUGUUUCAUCCUACCUGCACGAGAUUCCCCGUCUCUUCGCUUGAGAUCUCUUAUUCUGUGCCCCCAAGCGCGUUCCCCCUCGUCUCACGGCAGAGGUCCACUGCGGCAGCCUCACCUUAGUGGGAGGUGCGAAGAAGCUCGCUACUUAAGUUGAGUACAGGUAAUGCGGAGGGAAAGGAGGAAAGAGCGCCGGACUUCCUUGCUACAAAUAGUCUCUUAGACAUAGUGGGGCUAGGGGAUGAAUAUGAAUAUCGAACUUCUACAUCCUCGACGCAUGCCGAAGCCCGGCGACGAUGGCUAUCGUACCCCCACAAUUGAGGAUGCCGAGAAUUUUAUUGCAGUGCAAAGGAACGAUAACUCGCUAAUUCCGUCCGCUGGGGCCUGGGCACGUCAGGCUCAUUCCUCGGCGCUGGAAGCAUUGCAUAGCAACUCGUGCCGCAAGCCUGAAGGAGAUGCUGUCGCGGAUGUAAAUGGCGUGCAUCCUCACAACGAGUCCGAUUAUCCGGCUGUAAGUCUCAAUUGGAAACAACGGAUACGUCACUUUACCUGGGCAUAUUUCACAUUGACAAUGGCAACUGGCGGGAUUGCCAAUGUUCUGCAUGCCAUACCCUAUAGAUUCCGAGGUCUAGAGAUAAUCGGUGUCAUUUUCUUCCUGUCCAAUGUCAUAUUAUAUGUCAUCAUAUGGAGCUUGUUGGUUAUGCGGUUUUAUCAUUAUCCCUAUACGUUCAAAGCAUCAUUUUUGCAUCCAACAGAGUCCCUUUUUGUCCCAGCCUCGGUAGUUUCGUUCGGAACAAUUCUGAUAAAUAUUUCACAAUACGGGCCAGACAAUACAGGGCCUUGGCUUGCACAUGUUGUCGGGAUAUUAUUCUGGAUUGAUGCCUGCCUGGCCAUCAUAUUCUCGGCCGGCAUAUACCUCCUGCUGUGGUCAACACAGACUUUCACCAUCGCCCAAAUGACUCCGAUCUGGAUAUUUCCCGCAUACCCUUUGCUGAUAAUCGGUCCCCAUGCUGGUAUCUUGAGCUCAAAGCUAGAGCCUUCCCGCUCAUUGCCGAUUAUAAUUGGUGGCAUAACUAUUCAGGGGGUUGGUUUUCUAGUGUCCCUGAUGGUGUAUUCUGCCUUCAUAUAUAGACUGAUGUCGCAAAAGCUCCCAAGGGAGAACGUCCGACCCGGCAUGUUUGUUUCUAUCGGCCCUAGCGCUUUCACAGUUGCUGGGAUCGUGAAUAUGGCUGCCAAUGCUAAAAGGUGUUUUCCUGAUGAUUUCAUGAGCAAUGGGCCAUUGGCCGCAGAGGUUAUAAGAGUAGUUGUCAACUUUGCUGCCUUGUGGCUAUGGGGCUUGGCUAUAUUUUUCUUCUUCAUAGCGAGUUUUGCUCAUUGGUCAGCUAUAGGGCCUGGUCGGAUGAUCUUUAGUAUGGGAUGGUUCUCAUUUGUUUUUCCAAACACAGCGCUGAUCACAGCGACAUUCGCCAUCGGCCACGCGUUUUCCUGCAAGCCAAUUCUGAUUAUUGGAUGUGUUAUGGUCAUCCCUCUCAUACUAAUGUACAUAUUCGUUUGCUAUAUGAUGAUCCGUGCUAUCGCGUUACGCCAAAUUCUCUGGCCACAGAAAGGCGAGGAUAAAGAUGAGGGUGGAUUUGAGAUCAACGAAAUCAAGCCGGAAUCUCCAGGUGAUCAUAGUCCUGCUUGAGGUUGCAUGCUUUUGCCCACGGAUAUAAGCAUGGUAUAUAGGUUUAUGAUUCAGCUACAAUAUCACCUAAGGGCAAAUCGUUUCUUCAUCA